Capronia coronata CBS 617.96 is the source of this 1149-nucleotide messenger RNA. RefSeq lists its product as uncharacterized. Gene Ontology annotation, biological process: positive regulation of transcription by RNA polymerase II; DNA-templated transcription. Gene Ontology annotation, molecular function: DNA-binding transcription factor activity, RNA polymerase II-specific; sequence-specific DNA binding; zinc ion binding. The transcript is spliced from 2 exons. The record is from RefSeq and is a predicted model, not a curated record. NCBI's taxonomy places the organism in Eukaryota, Fungi, Ascomycota, Eurotiomycetes, Chaetothyriales, Herpotrichiellaceae. The coding region runs from base 1 to 1149 and encodes 382 amino acids.
AUGGAGUAUGGAGUCGAGUCUAUCUCGCCACUAACACUGGCUCUGCAGUGCGACCGUCAACGUCCGAAAUGUUCACGAUGUCUCCGGAUCGGUCAUGACUGUCAGUAUCCUGUGCGCAAUCCGGCCAGGGCUUAUAUGAACUAUGUCCUUGAUCUCGAAGCCGAAGUCGCCCAUCUUGAACAGGAGCUGAGAGCAGCGGAAGUCGGUGGUCAUGCCACCUCAUCCAUUAUAUCACCCCAACAUCAUGAUCAUGAUGAUUCAGAAACUGUUCCGGCAAUGGUGCAAGACAGGGACGGGGUGCAUCCAGAAUCCACAGGUCCGACGGACGAUCCUGUUCUCAUGGAAUUGCUCAUGGGGGAGACCUCUCCGCUCUCAGCACAUUCCGAAAGCUUGAUAGAAAAUCUCUUCUCGUCCACCGACACCAAGGAGAAAGACUCUGUGCAGUCACUGGUCGACGAUAUCAGGGAUGCCUCGCUCUCUGCCAUGGUUGUUCCCGAGACAACCUCCUCCCAGGACUUCUACCUCCGACCCUUGAUCCUGAGUGCCACUCUCCCCGUCAACACAGCUUCUGCUAAACUCCUUCCCAAACCGCUCCAUCUACCACAAAAAAGCAUUGCUGAAAAGGUCUUCUCGAAAUUUCGCCAUGCGGUUCUCCCCGAUCUUCCUUUCAUGAGUGAAGAUGCCGUUCAUGAGCACUUACAAGCGACCUACCACUCUGACCCACCCCAUUACUCCAUAUUCAUCACAGCACUCAUGCUGGCCACGACGGCCGUCCAUAUCUCUCCGGGCUCCGUGGUUCAAGCAUCCAGUCUCCAGCGAACGGCGAUCGUACACUUGGAAACAGCAUUUGCAGCGAUAGCCAACCCACAACCACUUCGAGACCUCGAAGCUUUGGUCGGGCUGGCAUACUAUGCUGCUUUGGUCGGCGACGACUACUCCGAUCCAUGGGCCUUGAGCGGCGUCGCAAUGCGUGUCUGUGUUGAUUUGGGCUUGCAUAAAUUCGCCGAAACCGAGCAGAAGCGACGCCUUUUUUGGUCGGCCUUUGCCCUGGACAGAAAGAUCGCGGUCGCUCGCAAUCUCCCGUUCGGGAUUCCCGACAAGGCCAUCUCUGCAGAAGUAAGUGUCCUAUUGAUCUCUUGGCCUUUCUGA